Fusarium pseudograminearum CS3096 is the source of this 1749-nucleotide messenger RNA. RefSeq lists its product as uncharacterized. Gene Ontology annotation, biological process: sucrose catabolic process. Gene Ontology annotation, molecular function: sucrose alpha-glucosidase activity. The record is from RefSeq and is a predicted model, not a curated record. NCBI's taxonomy places the organism in Eukaryota, Fungi, Ascomycota, Sordariomycetes, Hypocreales, Nectriaceae. Bases 1 to 1749 code for a protein of 582 amino acids. The transcript is spliced from 2 exons.
AUGACGGUGAAAAACACAACUCCUCGCCCAAGAUGGCACCCUUCACCCACAUAUCAUCUUAAAGCACCAAGAGGCUGGAUCAACGACCCUUGUGCACCCGGCUAUGAUGCUUCCACUGGUACAUAUCACUUGUCAUAUCAAUGGAACCCCAAAUCCUGCGAUUGGGGUGACAUCACUUGGGGCCAUCUCACAAGCAGAGACGGUUUAACAUGGAAGCAAAACACACAAAACCCCAUUUUGGAACCCUCAGAAUCAUACGACAAGGAAGGUAUCUUUACAGGCUGCCUUCACCCAACAGGUCUUCAAGGCGAGGAAGGCCAGCUCACAGUUAUCUACUCCUCCAUCACACAUCUUCCCAUUCACUGGACUCUACCAUAUACCCGCAACUGCGCUGGUCUCUCAGUAGCCACAUCAAACGACGGGGGAAAGACGUGGCAAAAAAGCGAGCAGAACCCCAUAUUGGACGGCGAACCUGAAGGUGUUACUGUCACAGGUUUCCGAGACCCUUUCUUGGCAGAAUGGCCCGCUAUGGACGAGAUGCGCGGUGAGGUAAGCAUGUACGGCUUCGUAUCAGGAGGUAUCGUCGACGGUGGACCUACAGUGUUUUUAUAUGCUAUCUCGCCGACCGACUUGACGCAGUGGACCUACCUCGGUCCUUUAGUCGACCUCCCCACCGGAUAUAGCCCCUCUGGUAAAUGGGGCGGCGACUUUGGUGUUAAUUGGGAAUGCGUCAACUUUAUGACCCUUCACAACGAUUCCGAAGAGUGUCCGUUCAUGCUCAUGGGAACAGAAGGUGGAUUGAAGCCCGGAGCGAAGGAGGGUGCUGAGCAUUGGUCAUUGUGGAUGGCUGGAUCUUUGGAGCAGACAAAGGAAGGACCCAGACUCAAGCCAGAGUUUGACGGUAUUCUCGACCAUGGAUGUCUCUAUGCCCCGAAUUCAUAUGAGCAUCCAAUUACCAAGAACAGAAUCGUCUGGGGAUGGUUGAAGGAGGACGAUUUAACGCUAUCACGCCGCGAGAACAAGGGAUGGACAGGAUACUUUUCUCUUCCUCGAGAGUUAUUCUUGUACUCUGUCGACAACGUCACAAGAUCGCUUACAUCACCACUUCAAGACCUUGGAUUCAUCAAGGCCACCAAUAACGGAAGAGGGUCAAGUACGAUUCAGACACUGGGUAUCCGACCACUACCGAACUUGGAAGGUCUCCGACGGGAAAAGCCAGCAUACUGGAAUUCCAUUGACAGCACUUUUGGUCUAGGAGGUCUCACCAACUCACACUCCGGAUGUUGGGAGGUGGAAGCCACGAUAAAGGUGUCACCAAACGAUAAGAGCGCAGGAUUCUGGAUUCGACACAACAAAGACCUUACACAAGGAACGGCCAUCUGUUUCUCUCCUGGAAGCGAGACAAUCACAAUCGACAAGAGCAAGUCAAACAACGAGACCGAUAUAGAAAAGGCCCCAGCAUCAGGCCCAUUCACUCUAUUCUACUCCGACAGAAACGGUUCAGAGGAGCUGGAGAAACUACAUUUGCGCAUCUUCUGUGAUGGAGAUGUUCUCGAGGUAUUCGCCAACGACCGCUUCGCUUUAUCGACCAUGGUUUACGCCGAUUCAAAAGAUUGCACCGGCAUUAGUUGGUUCGUGGGAAGCGAAGGGUCCAGUGAGAGUGUCUUUGAGUCUGUUAAGCUAUGGGAGAAUAUGAGAGAGGUGCUAGAGGUGGAUGAGCCCGUUGUUUAUGAACGAAGUCAGCUUUAA